This is a messenger RNA of Acanthaster planci (crown-of-thorns starfish), 5202 nucleotides long. RefSeq lists its product as uncharacterized. Gene Ontology annotation, molecular function: actin binding. The record is from RefSeq and is a predicted model, not a curated record. Lineage: Eukaryota; Metazoa; Echinodermata; Asteroidea; Valvatida; Acanthasteridae.
CCGAAAUGGGGUUGUCGCAAUUGCUCAAUAUUGGGUACCCCUCUCGACACACCACCUGGUCGGCCAUUUUAGAUCAGGAAGUUCAUAGCAUGGGAAAUGUACAUCAUGUACUGUACAUGUACGUAGCACUAUGCCAUGGUAUCGUACGUGUCGAGUGGUCUACGGUGGUGCGUGAUUUAGUGCAUUAACCACCCAGACAAUUUCCGGGUUCAAAAAUAGGCGGAGGUUUUAUUCGUUUGGGAUAGGCCAAGUGUUUUGUACCGUGUAUAUUAUUUGAAAGAUUCGAAAUGUUGGAGACAAGUUUACGGCUCGGAAAGUCCUAGUUUUGUUUGCUUGAGAUCUGAAUUUUUACAGAUUCCAUAGUGGGCUGGGUGAGCGAUAGUCUACAUAAAGAGAAACUAAACUACCACCACUAUGCCUCCCCCACCACCCCCUGCCCCAGCCCCCCCACCCCCACCCCCAGCCAACAUGAGCGGGCCUCCUCCACUCAGUAAGAAGGCACAGAAGGACCGAGGAGCAUUGCUGACUGACAUCCACAAAGGAGCCAGACUCAAAAAGACGGUCACAAACGACAGGAGUGCACCAGUCCUAGCACCUGAGAAGAAACCCGCUGGUGGUGGAGGGGGCGGAGUCGGCAGACCAGGAGGAGGAGGGAUGGGAGGCGGUGGAGGAGGGGGCGGUGGAAUGAGUGGGGGGAUGGGUGGACUGUUCAGUGGUGGAAUGCCACAGCUUAAGAAGACGGGCAGAUUUCCAGCAGGAUCAGGUGCCAAGGAUAGGAACACCCCUGCAAGUAAUCAUGUAGGUGGCCCCGGCCAGUCGCUAGGAAGUAGACAGUUUGGUUCUCAGCCUCCGCCUCCACCCCCAAGCAGAUCAGCGGGGAAUACUCAGCCCCCUUCCCAACGUCUUUCCAACAUAGGAUUACAAAACGCAGACCGGCAAGAGCCUCCCUCGCCUAAACUGCAUGGCCGGCCGCUACCCAGCCAUCCAGGGCUGCCCAGGGACUCUACCACAACACAGAACAAACCGUCUUGGAUGAAUGAUAUCAAAGGGGGGAAUUCCAGGCCUGCCUACAACUCUGGAGGGCACUCUGCUGCCCCGCCACCUCCACCUCCUCAACAGAAUAAGCCACGCCCCCCAUCAGUUGGAAACCUGCCGCCCCCACCUCCACCUGGGCGUAAUGUUCCAAACGGUAGGCAGAAAGACCAGGCUCCCCCAAGACCACCAUCAUCAUCAUCACGGCCACCAGCAUUACCACCAACGAGGCAAUCUUUGGGGCGUAUGCCACCCCCUCCCCCUCCCCCAGCGAGAGAGCCCCCACCCCCAGUACCACAGCCACCACCUCCCUCCAGGCAACCCCCUGCAGGAAGACCGGCUCCUCCCCCAAUUCCAGACCCCAUGCAGAAUGUAUCCCAAACAAAUGGACCAACCUUUGGCGGAGCCCCACCCCCACUCCCUCCAUCGAGGGCCGCAAACAGCCGACCUCCACCCCCUCCUCCACCCAGCGACAGUGGAUCCCGACCGUCAGGAUUACCGCCACCUCCCCCCCCAGCAAGGAACACCGGGCGUCCAGUCUCCAGUGGCCCAGCGCCACCUGCACCCCCAUCCAGUCGGCCGCCCCCUCUACCAUCGCGAUCUGGUCCGGCACAAAGUGCGCCGCCACCGCCACCCCCGUCAAGAGAAAGACCGCCAUCAAUCGUAGGCAGUAAUAGUUCAUCACUUGGUCCGCCUCCACCACCUCCGCCAAGUAGAGGUACACGGGCUUCAGGAGCACCGCAAAUUACCAACAAUAACGGAUAUGAUUCUUUUGAGAGCAGAUUUGGGUUCCGUUCAGAAAAAGAGUUUCCUUCUCCUAAGCCUUUCACACCAACGCACAAGACCUAUCCCAGCAAAACUUUAUCUAAUAGACAAAGUGUGAAACGAGGCCCGCCUCCAGAGCCUCCAUCUCAUUAACUCCAGGUGAUUUCAUCUUUGGAAUGAAAUCAAGUUUCCUGUGGGUAUAUCAGUGGCACUCCUCAUUAGGUUCAGGCCAAGACAUUCCCUGAACAAUCAACCUUAUCCUGAAAAUUUACUUGUUGCCAAAUGACAUGUGUCAUAGAACACAUGCGGUAUAGUAGGGUUUUGAGUUGGAAAGGCACUAUAGUAAAACAUUGUGGGAUUUUGCAUACCCUGCACACAAUCCUGUGGCCCAUCCUUUUGAAAAACUGAGGGUGAAUAUGUUUGCCACUUGAUGCUUGAUGUGAGGCUGCAUCCGAAUUUGUUGUCUAGAGCUACGUCUACGUCUUCGCUCCAUUGGAAAUGUGUGGAGACACGUAGACAAUAGACCUAGCCGUAGCUCUAGAAGCUCGUUUGAAAACAAAACCUUGUAUAUCUGUACACAUUCCACGGGGAACUUUAUGCAAAAGGAGUCUACCUACGAACAGUUGGUUACCAUUCAAGUCACACAGUGCAAAUCUCACAGGCCAUGUGGCUUGGAAAUGUGUCAAAUGCAGAAAAUCUUUGUUCGACCAAACAGCAGGUUUCCAGGCCAAAAUGUCAUGUGAUGUAGAUGUGAAUUGAUGGCUACUACUUAUACCAGCUUGCUAAGUGCAAAGUUGUGGUCUUAAGAGUUACCAACUUAGCAAAAACUAGCCAAGAGUCAGUCACCACCAAUUUUACAUGUACCUCAUAUCAUGUUUUGGUCAGGUUUCUGCUUAGCAAUAGAUAUCUGGCUGGCUUGGUAAAUAUUAGGCAAUGCAACAUUUUCUGAGAUCAGCCCACUUCUUGUUUGUUGGGUUGUUGUUUUUUUCCAAGUCAUUCAUGGACUUGCUAUAAUAAAUUGAAAAAUGCUGUACAGAGUAUUGCACAGUUUUCCUCUUUUUUUGAGGGGGGUUCAUUGCUCCCAGAAUUUCCACUUGUGUGUCUGGAUCAUCCAUUUGCUAUUUCAAUGAAAUAGGCCUGUGAGGUUUGCCAAGCACCCUCCAAAAUGACUUGACGGUGCCCGUUGUCCUAACACUGGCCACAGUCUCGCACUAUAAUCACGACACUGUGAUCAAGAGGACAGGAAGGAAACGUAAGAGUUGUCCUCUCCAAAAAAUCCAAGCCAAACCCCCCCCAUAAGUGGCAUCCAAUUCUGCUUGCAGGCAUAAAGAUGGGCAAGGUCUUUCAUUGAAGGCAGGCAGGAAGUCUGUAUUGUCUACCCUACUUAAACCAACAAAAAUGUGGAGUAUUUUUCUUCGUUACUACUUGUUAUUAAAGCAUUGGUCAAAUGCCUUGUCCAGUAAAAUGACCAUUUAGAAGUAAGAAAUGAUUCUGUAUGUAUAAACUUAGCCUUUUGUUACUCCUUGUGGCUAUUACGUUUAUUUCUAUUCCAUUAUCUAUUUUUUUUUAUUGGAUCCAUGAUUUGUAAAAUCCUUCAUUGAGAAUGUUUCAAGGAGAGGACAUCAAAUGAGUAUUUGGCCCUCUGAUAGUUUCAGAAUGGCCAUUCUUGUGGCGGAUAUCCUUCAUGAGAUGUUUGCAGCGUAUUUUGAUCCUAGAGAAUCAUGACCCUGGCCAUUCUAAUACGGAACAUUAGUACUUGGGAAUGUUAUCACUCAUUUAAAGUGACGUUACAAGCUUUAUCUCUUGUGGAAAUGCCAUCAGGAUUUUCCCCGCAACAGAGAAAAAGAUUAAUAGUAAAUGCAAUUGAUACCAAAUGUGUUUGAUUUAAAAAACUGCUCCAAUUAUGAAUUAAUACUAAACUGAACAUUUAAUUUCAGUGUUUAGGGUUUUUUUUCACAAAUGAACAUGCAACUUGAAGUCUGCACAGAAUCGUCAGUGAUGAGAAACAUUCUAUAUUGUAAACAAAUUGCUGGUUUUGCAGAGGGCAUCUGGUGUAUGAUUUUUUUUCUAUCAUUUUGCAUUCAUUUCUGUGGCAUUUUUUCCGAGGAAUCAUCCAGUCAUAAGGUUUACUUUGUAAAUAUGGAUAUACAAGACAAGAUGCUAGAAUAUUGUAACUUAUCUGUAUAGUCUUGUACAUGUAUACUGCUCAAAAGCAAUUUGGGAAGAGGUUGGAACUGCAAAUCACCCAAACCGUAUGCAUCAAUUAAGAUGUCAUGAGGAAAUUUAUAGACUGGGGAUUCCUUCUCCAACAUUUGACUGAAAGGUCUACAUUUUACCAUUUACAAGUAUUUGAAAAUUAUUGCCUAGGUUUUGCAGUAUGAAAGGGCAUUGUAAAAAGUUUGUGCUGUUUGUCAAGAUGGCGACAGAUUUAAAUUUCUGGCCAUUUCCCUUCCUCGCCCCUGAUUGAAAGCCGUCAGGAAAGGUUUGUAGGUUCAUGACUGACAUCCUUUCCAAACAGUAGCGAAGUCUUUUACAAAAGUGAGUAAUCUAGCCAGAAAUUGUCUCACUUGAUAACUAUUGAAAGUAUUUUGUUCAGAGGUGAAGAAAACGGUUCCAAAGUACUCCGGCUUUUAGUCAGUUUGAAUCAAAACUUGAGUUCAGUUUGGUUUUGAAGUUUUCCCUGACAUUGCCAGACGUCAGAAGUUCCAAAGCAUUUGUGGUAUACAUAGCAGGAAUAAUAAAAUGUUGCUAAUUAAUGUUUGACCUUAUCACCGGUACCCUCCUGUUAAAUGCAUUUUCUGUGCACGACUAAGUACACCGGUGAAAAUGAGUCUGCGCAUAAUAAGCCCAGUAUUGCUACAUAUUCAAGAACCCAGAGAGUUUUUGUUAUUUCAUAGUAUUAAAUAAAUGCAUUUGGGUUAGAAAGGGCAGUUGAAUCUUGAUAAACAAUUAUGUAAAGUUUAAAGACAAGACAAAAGAUUUGUCUGGAAAAUAAAAAGGCUAUGAACUGUGCAUAUUGUAUCUAAUUUUUUUCUGAUAUUUGUAUAGUAAUUGACUCAAGAAAGAAAACCCUUGUAUUAAACAUUUAAAUAAAUUUAAAUGCAAAAAAGUUACCAAGGGGAACUGUAUUUUUGGCUAUGCAUAAUUGCGUAUUUGAGAUGACUUCCUAAUAUAGACUUAAUGGUACAUUCUAGAUAGGCAACUGUAUUGUGUAAAAUAGGAAGAAAAAAAGUCACCCUUUUUUGAUUUAUAUUAUCAUAGAAAAAACUCUUUGUACAUGGUCCUUUUAUCUGUUGUUUGUGUGAUUAACAGACAAGUGGCGGCAAUUAUGGAAUAAACAAUGGAUAAUUCCGAGAUCAAACCAUUUUGCAGCCAGUGUGCAUUGUAAUAUGGUUGCAUUCCCUA